UCUCCGCCAUCUUCGUUUUGGCUUCUGCCACCGCCGCCAUGGCCGCCAACUCCACUCCUGCUCUGUUCGCCCGUCAGUCAACUGGUACCGUCUGCUCAAACGGAGAGUCUGUCUGCGGUUCUGGAUGCUACGACCCCACUGCCUACCAGUGCUGUGGUCAGGAGGGUCAAGUUUGCCCUACUGGCACCUACUGCGCCAGCGCAAGCCGCUGCUGCGCCAAUGGUGCCAACUGCGAUGGUCAGGGCACCUCGACUGCUAGUGGUGUCUCUGCCACCGUCUCCGGAUCCACCAUCCUUGGAAGCUGUAAGUCUAUGCAUUUUUCGUGAUCACCUUCCCUGGACUCGUAGUGACGAGCCGUUCCUUGUAGCAGCAUCAUCCGCAGCCGCAUCCUCUGCUUCCCAGUCUUCUCUUUCGCAGUCAUCUGCUUCAGAGACUUCUGCGUCGCAAUCUUCCUCUGCUUCUUCCUCUCUUUCUUCCAUUUCUUCAUCAAUCUCUUCUUCUGCAUCUUCUGCCGCUGCUUCUUCAGCUUCUUCUGUUUCAUCGAGUCUGACAUCGAGCGCCGCAGCCGCCUCUUCUGCCGCCAGCAGUGCUAGCUCCAGCAUGUCUUCGGCCGCUUCAUCUGCUUCUUCCUCGGGAUCCAAGGCCGCUUCUUCCAUGAGCAGCUCUGUUUCUUCUGCUGCAUCAUCCGCAUCCAAGUCUGCCUCAUCUGCUUCCAAGUCUGCUUCAUCUGCUGCUUCGUCCGCCUCCAACUCGGCAGCAGCAACCUCUUCCGGCGCCGCCGUCGCUGGUCAGGCCACCAACUUUGGUCUUGCCCUUCUUGGUCUUGCUGCCCUUAUC
This is a messenger RNA of Aureobasidium vineae, 837 nucleotides long. The record is from the annotation of a GenBank genome assembly. NCBI's taxonomy places the organism in Eukaryota, Fungi, Ascomycota, Dothideomycetes, Dothideales, Saccotheciaceae.